This is a messenger RNA of Cutaneotrichosporon cavernicola, 1395 nucleotides long. RefSeq lists its product as uncharacterized. The record is from RefSeq and is a predicted model, not a curated record. The coding region runs from base 1 to 1395 and encodes 464 amino acids. The transcript has 5 exons. Lineage: Eukaryota; Fungi; Basidiomycota; Tremellomycetes; Trichosporonales; Trichosporonaceae. Gene Ontology annotation, molecular function: nucleotide binding.
AUGGCCGACACUACCACUGCCCCUGCCACCCAGGCCGCCGCCGCCGCCCCCGCGGACGGCACCAGGCCUGCCCGCCGCCGACGCUCGUCCACCCCAUGGACCGAGGUGCUCGCCAUGACGUCGUUGCAGCUCGGCGACACCUCAGCCGUGUCCAUUGACAACGCCGUCGACGACGAGCCCGCCUUCGACCCCGAAACGCCGCGUGACAUGAGCUCGUAUCCCCCGCCAGAGCCCGGAGCCGACUUUAACAUUGUCAUGAUUGGCGCUGGCAAUAUCAUGUUUGGCUCGGCCGAGGGUCCGUGGAACCACUCGUUCCGCCUCGAGCACAAACUCGGUCCCCGCCUCAAGGUCACGGCCCUCAUUGACCCCAACCUCGAGCGUGCGGCCCAGGUCGUCGAGGAUAAGUGCAAGAGCUUUGUACGCAGCGCAUACGAAAACUGCAAGUUCUACAAGACGCUCGAGGACUACCACACUGCUCUGGUGGCCCACAAGCUUCCGCCGCCCCAUGCCAUUAUUGUCGGUUGCCCCCCCGCGUACCGUGGCGGCACGACCAAGGGCACAGACCUAGAACUGACCCUUAUCAAGUACUUUCCUCGCGUGCCCUACUUUAUCGAGAAGCCGGUCGGCACGUGUCCCGUCGAAAGCGCCAAGACGGUUGCGCGGAGCUUGCUUACCAACGGCAACAUUGUGUCGGUCGGGUACAUGCUCCGCUACCUCCGUUGCGUGCAGCGCAUGAAGCAGAUUCUGCACGAGAACAACCUUACCGUCAUGGCGACGAACGCGCGUUACUCGUGCGCCUACGAGGCCAUCGCCAAGCCCGCGUGGUGGACCAAGUCGAUCGACAUGGGUCCCGUCAUCGAGCAGGGCACGCACUUCUGCGACCUGUCUCGCUACUUUGGCGGCGACGUCGACAUGGACUCUGUCUCGGCCCACGCUGUGGAAUGGUACGAAGCCCCCGGCAAGCUCUCCAAGAUUCCCGUCGACGAGGCCAAGAUUGCCGAAGACGACCGUAUCCCCCGCAUCACCUCUGCUGUGUGGAAGUACACGAACGGAGCCGUCGGCACGUUCCAGCACUCGGUGUCCCUCCAGGGCGACCAGUACUUUUGCGAGCUCGAGGUCUGGGCGGACGGAUACCUCCUCCGUCUCACGGACCCGUAUCAGAACCCGACGCUGUUCGUCCGCCGGCCGGGAAGCAGCGACGAGGAACGCAUUCAGUAUAAUGAAGACGACCCGUUCUUCUCGGAAAUCUCGGGGUUUAUCGAUACGAUCGAGGACGGCCCAGAGCCCAAUAUUCUCAGCACGUUUGAAGACGCCGCAAAGAGCUACGAACUUACUUGGGCAAUCCGUCUGGCCUCGGAGACAAAGAUCGUCCACAAGCCAUCGGAGAUUGCGUAG